CGCGAACGCGUCGCGCCAGUAGCUCCGAUCUGAUGGAAUAAAAACGCUCCAUGCCCAGCCCGAUUUCCGGCGAUAAGAGAAAGUAGAUCGGAAACAAAGAGCAAUGCCACAGCAGGCGAAGGACAUCAACGAUAACCUCGGCAUGGAGUCGCCCAUUUACGAGAAUCUGCCCACCGCCGCCACCCCCACAAAUAUAAAAAAUCAACCGAUUCCGGAGCUGCGAAAGUAUUUUCCACGCGAGGCGAUCUACGAGAAUUUGUGUCGCGGUUGCGGUUAUGGGGUUUUCGCCGCCCAAGGACGCUACUGCCAUUUCUGUCAGUGCAUCGUGAGCGGGGGAGUGGUCAGUCCUCCCCCACCCCCGCCUCCUUCUGCCCCGCUCUCUCCAUCCGAGAGUAGUAACAUCUACGAGAACAUCUGCGAUUUGUGCCGUGGAAUUUACAGCGACAACGAAAGGUGCCAAUGUCAAAGGGCAGACACACCCACUGCCUCACCUGCUGCCACGCCCACAAACACACCCACACCGACACACACGCCCCCGGUCAAGGUCAAGUCGCGCACUCUCUUGGGCUAUUCCAAGUCCAGUGCCGCGACCUUGACCCGUCUCUUCGGCUCUCUUAAGCAGCUCAACCGCUCGUCGUCGCUGCAACGCAGGAUAUUCCCAAAGACCCCAUCCAGCAGUUCGGGCUCCGGUUCCCUGGAGAUCAUACACAACGUGGACGAGGUGUUCCGCACCCAGGAGACCUUUGACCUCCAGCGCAUUUGCGAGCUCAAGAGUCAAAUGCAGCAGCAACUUAAGAGCAGCCAGAGCGAUCAGCACAUCUACGGGCGGGUAAGAGAACCCGAGGAUAGCAAGCGAGAGCGCAAGAAGCCGCGCGUUUCUCGCAUGCGACUGCUGCAACAGGAUGAAAAAUCGGAGGAACCUUCAUCGGCGUCCUUGUACCUCAACGAGAGCAUCUGUCAGUGGAUGACAUCAUUGAGGCGGCAGGUGCAUCAAUACGAGGAGGCGGGGGCGUGGCAGCAGCCUAAGAGCGUGCCACCGCGAGAGCGGCGAACCGAAGAGGUCACGGUCACACUGCGAAGAAGCAAGGACAGGAGCCAAGAACAACAAGAGCACCCGGACGAGCAGAGCAUGGUUAAAGACUUUAAGAGAAAGCUGCAGCUAAAAAUGGAGCCUAUGGAGCCACCGGAGCCAGAGAAAGAGCUGCGACGCUGCGCCAUCACAGCGGAAUUUGUGAAUGACUAUCUGAGUGCUCUUAGCAAAGAGAAAGCAGAGCAGCAACAAGUGGCAUUAAUCAAAGAGCAAACCGCCGCCCCCACCCUGCCCCAACUCUCUCUCUUCCGCCUGAUGCAAAGUCUCGCUCUGUCGACCACUUUGCAUGUGUGUGUGCGUGGCUUCCUCAGCGCUCAUGACAAAUCGCUCUGCCAAUGGCUAAAACAACAACAACAACAAAAGCCACUACCGAUCAGCGGUUAUCGCCGUCGACGGAGAGCGCGUGACUCAGUUUGGGGCGAUUGGCGCCUGUUUCUCUUCUUUGGUGAUCGGUCGGUUUCAUUUUCGCCAGCGAUUUCAGAGAGUGACGACGUGUUGUGUGCUGCUGCGCCGUCGCGUCGCGCGAUUCGAAGUCGAAGUCUCAAGCGGAGCGUUAAGCGAGUGCGAGAGGGAGAGGAAGAGGGUGUCAGUGGGGGCGAGAGCUCCACCACCAUCAUCAGCAGCAGCAGCAGCAGCAACGAAAACAACAAUAAAAACAGAGCUUUGAUGGCAGCGCCAAAGCCAAAUGGUGAGGCAGAGCGCCCCACCAGCAACAAUAACAACUGCAGCCACAACAAUAACAACAACAAUAAUCACAAUGAUGACAAUGAAAGCGGCAACACCAACAACAACAACAACAGCAGCAGCAACACCAGUUGCAAUGUCAGCGAACAACAACAACAGCAGCAGCAAAUUACUCAGAAUUGCGUAAUAAAAGUUCGACGUCCCGCGCCAAAAGUUCCCGUUCGAAAUCCGAAUACUUCAUUAAGUAAUCCCCGCCAGUCGGAGGAGGUGGAUGUCAAGCCAAAUGGUUUGGAAAAGGAUUUAACCAAGGAAAAUUCUUUUGCUGAGGAAAAUCCGGAUCGAGAAGAGGAGGAGGAGGAGGAGGAACCCAUUUACCAAACCAUUUGGCAGUUUAAAACUCUGGAGCCCGCCGAUCAGGAGAUUAUCGAAGCUCUGCCAGCGGAGGGUGAAGAUGAUGACGAGGAGGAGGAGGAUGAAGAUGAGGACGAUGACGAAGUGGAGGACCUGGAGGACUACGACGAAUCCCUGCCAUCCGAUGCCGAUGCGGAUGUGAUGGCUCUCCAGGCAGCAGCGGUUUUCGCCGCCGGAGUUCGCCACAAACUAUCCACAUCGACGCUGACCAAGCGAUCCAAGCUGAUGCUACCGACGCCCCUGCCCUCGCCCACCGCCUCCAUGGAUCAGGGUGCCUGGGAGACGGACAUGGAGUUCAUGUACUCAAGGGAGAGCAAGGAGGAGGAGGAGACCCUCAGUUUGGGCAGCACGGUGACCAACAGCACGGCGACACUGGGUUCGAUUAGCAGCACAGGAAGCUCAAGGUUACCAGGGUUACCACCGAAGGACUCAGCUGUGGAUCAGCCACCGCCAGUGGUGACCCAAAUCGUACCGCUCGUGCAUCCGAUCCUCAGAAACAUCUGCAUCUUCUACAGCCUGAAAGAUCCGAAGAAGUACAGCGCUAUAUUCUACGAUUACCAGCGAUCGCUGGUCCACCAGCGUUUCAUGACCCGCAUUCGUCGUCCGGCCCCACCUCCUCCGCCUUCCUCCUCAAUGGUGACCCCGAUUCCACCAAUGGUGCAGCGAAACGACGACAGCGGUUGCAGUUGCGAGGCGGAGGACCAGGAGGAGCCCUCCCACCGGAGCCUUCCCAUUCCGCAACCGCUCAAGGAGGAGUGGGAGCGGGCCGUUCUCGCCGCGGGGGCGGUCGCCGGCAAAAGGGGCGUGGCACCGCGAGCGGGACGCAAGCUGCGGGUCCGCUCCAAUGCGCUAUUGCUGAACACGGAUUCCGUUUUGGCGUGGCGGGAAACGCUUAAGGAUGUCUACUGCUGCGAGGACGAAGAGGAUAUGAUUGUGCCAGUGACUGACAUUCUGCGGGCGCAGCAGAUCCAGGAGGACAAUGAGGUGCAGCAGACGCAGCAGACGACGAUUCUCCAGCGCUUCAAGAGCGUCUCCAUUGGCAACCUGCUCGAUCUUCCAGGCGAGGAUGACAAGAAGUCCAUUAAGAACCGCAUGCGGAUGAAGUUCGCCGUCAACAGCAAUGUGUUUCGCAUCAAUCGUUCGCCGAAGAGCGAAAAGAAGUCACGUGGUCGCCGUGGUCAGGUGAACAGUCUGUACAUGGAUGAGCAGAAGUAUCCAUUGUUUGCCGCACCAUUGAACACCUUGGAGCUCAACAUGACCGAUCAUCCGAAUGUUCCCCGAUUUGUGGUGGAUGUGUGUGCCUAUAUUGAGCAGUCCGAGUGCAUUGAACAGGAUGGCCUGUACAGGGCAUCCGGGAAUAAGGUGUUGGUCGAUGAGCUGCGCAAGAAGCUGACCCACCUGUACGAUCCCCGCUGGCUGCAGACGGACGACAUCCACACGCUGACCAGCCUGCACAAGCAGUUCUUCCGCGAGCUGACUGCUCCACUCAUCACCCAGGAGGCCUACGAGCGUCUGGGGAGGAGUCUCAACGACGACGCCGCCAUCGAGCGGAUGAGCCUGGCCUUCGACGACAUGCCGGAGCCGAACCGCUCCACGCUGCGCUUCCUCAUCAAGCACUUGACCAGAGUUGCCGCUGCCAGCGCUUCGAAUCGCAUGCCGUCCACCAAUUUGGCCAUCGUUUGGGGUCCUUGCCUCCUCAGCGCCAAUCAGAUUCAGUUGGACAUUGGACGCAUGAACAUGUUGGCCAAGGUGCUGAUCGAGAACUAUGAUCGCAUCUUUCACGCGGACAACGAGCGCCUCGUUUGCUAGGCAGCCGCCCCGCCCCCUUAGCUGCCACGCCCCCCUUCUCCACGCAUCACAAAUGCAGUAAACUGCAGUAGCAUCGAUCUAAGUGCCUCAACAAAACAAACAUCAACAUCACAUCUCCACCUUCUCACCCAACUACGUUUAACAUCAUAAUUUUUUUUGUGUUUUUUUGUGUCAGCUUUAAUUCCAUGUUUUCCUUCGCUAAUUUUAAUAUUUUUAUUACUUUAUUUAUUCAUUGGCAAUGGGCGUUUGCUUCGACGAACCCAUUAAGAAAAUACUUACCAAAAAGACAGUAGACUAAGUUAAUACUAAAAAGGAAAGCAAAAAGCCGCAAGAUAAACCCAAGUAUAAAACGACGAACUGCGUGGCGGUACAGUGAGCACUGCCUGCGGCCAACCCAAUAACAUGACGGUAUAUUAUUUUUUUUUACAUCAUACAUGAGAUGUGAUAUUCGCUGCAAGUUGCAAAGCGUGAAUAUAAUGUGUAUUUAUAAACAUUGAUGAACCAUAUAAUAAAUAUAAUAAAUAUACGAAUAAAGUCCAGUACAGUAGAAUAGGCUACACAUAUUUUUUUGUUUAACGAUGCUUGGAGUAUAAAAGCCAAAAAAUUGUAUAUUUUCUAUCUCAAUAAAUAUGAAGAAAAUUAA
Messenger RNA from Drosophila ficusphila, 4637 nucleotides. RefSeq names its product probable Rho-GTPase-activating protein 7 (gene RhoGAP18B). The coding region runs from base 104 to 3994 and encodes 1296 amino acids. The transcript is spliced from 7 exons. Gene Ontology annotation, biological process: regulation of GTPase activity; signal transduction. NCBI's taxonomy places the organism in Eukaryota, Metazoa, Arthropoda, Insecta, Diptera, Drosophilidae. The record is from RefSeq and is a predicted model, not a curated record. Gene Ontology annotation, cellular component: cytoplasm.